Molecule: messenger RNA, 3167 nt
Organism: Vitis vinifera (wine grape)
Lineage: Eukaryota; Viridiplantae; Streptophyta; Magnoliopsida; Vitales; Vitaceae
Product: pentatricopeptide repeat-containing protein At1g79540
Exons: 1
Coding region: 216-2612 (798 amino acids)
Molecular function (GO): protein binding
Source: RefSeq, a predicted model, not a curated record
UUGUAAACGAAUGUUCAUUUCCAGAACACGGAAGUUUCCCUUCGUCUGGAAAACACAAACAGCUUUCUAAAACCAAACCAAACACGCCCUAGAUCUCCCGUUGUCGCCUUCGAGUCUCUCUGCUCUAAACAUCCGUCUGCGCUCGAAAUCCAAAAACCCUUCUAAAACCCUAGCCUCGAUCCGAAGAUGAGAGUUUCUGCAAUUUUACACUUACCAUGAACCUCUCACCUCAAAUUUGUCGAUCCGUCUUGCAUUUCAUUCCGAAGCAAAGUCGGUUUCGCUGUCUGCAUGCCAACCUCUUCACCACCGCCCAAGGCGCCGCUAUUUCCAAUGAGGUCCUCACUGUUAUGGAGACCGUAAACCCCAUGGAAGACGCCUUAGAAAAGCUAGCCCCAUUUCUCUCUUCUGAAAUCGUGAAUGAUGUUAUGCGAGAACAGCGAAGACCUGAAUUGGGUUUUCGGUUCUUCAUAUGGACAACGAGAAGACGGAGUUUUCGCAGCUGGGUUACGCAUAAUUUGGUCAUAGAUAUGCUUGCCAAGGAUGAUGGGUUUGAUACCUACUGGAAAAUUCUCGAGGAGCUCAAGAAUUCUAACAUUCAGAUACCUCCCCCCACAUUUUCCGUGCUAAUUGCGGCUUAUGCAAAGUCGGGUAUGGCUGAAAAGGCCGUAGAAUCUUUUGGUAAGAUGAAAGAUUUUGGCUGCAAACCUGAUGUGUUCACUUACAACUCCAUCUUACAUGUUAUGGUACAAAAAGAGGUGUUUUUGUUAGCAUUAGCGGUUUAUAAUCAGAUGUUGAAGUUGAAUUAUAAUCCAAAUCGAGCUACAUUUGUCAUUUUGCUUAAUGGUUUGUGUAAAAAUGGGAAGACUGAUGAUGCGCUGAAAAUGUUCGAUGAAAUGACCCAAAAAGGUAUACCACCUAACACAAUGAUAUAUACAAUAAUUUUGUCUGGUUUGUGUCAAGCGAAAAGAACUGAUGAUGUCCAUAGAUUGCUGAAUACAAUGAAAGUGAGUGGGUGCUGUCCUGACUCGAUUACUUGUAAUGCUUUGCUUGACGGAUUCUGUAAACUGGGUCAAAUUGAUGAGGCUUUUGCACUCUUGCAGUUGUUUGAGAAGGAGGGGUAUGUUCUUGGGAUAAAGGGAUAUAGUAGUCUGAUUGAUGGUUUGUUUAGGGCGAAGAGAUAUGAUGAAGUGCAGGAGUGGUGUAGGAAAAUGUUCAAGGCUGGUAUUGAGCCUGAUGUUGUUUUGUAUACAAUUUUGAUUCGGGGAUUUUGUGAAGUAGGCAUGGUUGAUUAUGCACUGAAUAUGUUGAAUGAUAUGACACAGAGGGGUUUGUCCCCAGAUACUUAUUGUUACAAUGCUUUGAUUAAAGGGUUUUGUGAUGUGGGUCUUUUGGAUAAGGCUCGGUCCCUUCAACUUGAAAUUUCAAAGAAUGACUGCUUUCCCACCUCCUGCACUUACACCAUUCUCAUUUGUGGUAUGUGCAGGAAUGGGCUGUUAGAUGAGGCGCGACAAAUAUUUAACCAGAUGGAGAAUCUUGGGUGCUCUCCUUCUAUAAUGACCUUCAAUGCUCUUAUUGAUGGACUUUGUAAGGCUGGGGAGCUUGAGGAAGCUCGCCAUUUGUUUUACAAGAUGGAGAUUGGAAAAAAUCCUUCGUUGUUUCUUCGUCUCUCUCAAGGGGCUGAUCGGGUUAUGGAUACUGCAAGUCUUCAGACAAUGGUGGAGCGAUUGUGUGAGUCGGGAUUGAUUCUCAAGGCCUACAAGCUUCUCAUGCAGCUUGCUGACAGUGGGGUUGUACCAGAUAUCAUGACUUACAAUGUUCUCAUCAACGGCUUUUGCAAGGCAAAGAACAUUAAUGGUGCUUUCAAGCUCUUUAGGGAGCUCCAACUCAAGGGGCAUUCCCCUGAUUCUGUCACAUAUGGUACACUCAUAGAUGGGUUUCAUAGAGUUGACAGAGAAGAAGAUGCCUUUAGGGUCUUAGAUCAAAUGGUGAAGAAUGGAUGUACUCCUAGCUCAGCAGUUUACAAAUGUCUUAUGACUUGGUCGUGCCGCAAGGGGAAGCUUUCAGUAGCUUUUAGUCUCUGGUUGAAGUAUCUGAGGAGCCUCCCUAGUCAGGAAGAUGAAACACUUAAACUAGCAGAGGAACAUUUUGAGAAGGGAGAAUUGGAAAAAGCGGUUCGAUGUUUACUUGAAAUGAACUUCAAGCUGAAUAAUUUUGAAAUAGCACCUUAUACCAUCUGGCUCAUUGGACUGUGUCAAGCUAGAAGAUCAGAGGAAGCUUUAAAGAUAUUUCUCGUUCUGAAGGAGUGCCAGAUGGAUGUCAAUCCCCCAAGUUGUGUGAUGUUGAUUAAUGGUCUCUGUAAAGAUGGGAAUCUGGAGAUGGCAGUGGACAUAUUCCUCUACACUUUGGAGAAAGGUUUUAUGUUGAUGCCUCGGAUUUGCAACCAAUUGCUCAGGUCUCUUAUUUUGCAGGAUAAAAUGAAGCAUGCCCUUGACCUUUUAAACAGAAUGAACUCUGCAGGAUAUGAUUUGGAUGAAUAUCUUCACCAUCGAAUCAAGUCCUAUUUACUGAGUGUGUGGAAGGCGCAGGAAAUGGAAAAUGUGGCACCUGGAUGAAACAUGGGUACUGCAAGGCAUGGCCAUCAGGACAUGGAACAUGCUCUUAUAUUUGACCCGAUCAGGAGAGUUGCUGUAAGACGACUUUCCUGUGAAUUUUUUCACCCACUUCUCAGCUUUGUUUUCUGAGAAAUAAUUGCGAUGAAUAAGAGGUGCAAACAGCCAAGAAAGUGGAUGCCGUGGAUUGUCACCCAUGUAUCCUAAGAUUUUGGAAUUCAUACCCUACUGACAUAAGUGAUGUACAGUCCACUGGGUCUGAAGCCGUAUGCUUGAGUUCUUCUGAAGAUGCCCAGUUUGUUUUCAAGGGCAAGUUCUUUUGUUCUUUAACCUAACCAGACCAAGGUAAGGUUUAUGUAAUUGCAAACAGAAAAGAAGGCAAAAAGAUUUGAAGACAAAUCUCCUGAUAAUACGGCCUUUAGUUUCGCAGCUCAAUGCGGCCUGUUAGGGUCAGGUGAUGCUCGCAGGGAGAAUAUUUUCCUGUUUGGAAACUGUUCUUUGUUGACAAAAUAUUUGUUGGAGAUUUUGUUCUGAAAAUGGAUUAUUUUUUGAAUCAAA